GUCUACAUGGCAGAGAAAAACAUACAAAAAUGGAUGAUAUUUGGACACUUAUUUUACUGUCUACGGCUAUGCUGGUAGGCUGUUACUUAGCCGGAAUAAUACCGCUAGCCAUAAACUUUUCAGAGGACAAACUAAAGCUUGUCACAGUUCUAGGAGCAGGUCUUCUUGUUGGAACAGCUCUGGCAGUGAUCAUCCCCGAGGGAAUCCAUGCUAUGUCAAUAGCAACUGAACAAGAACACCACGAACAUGAGAAACAGGAGACAAAAGAUAAAGAGCACGCUCACGAAGGAACGGAAGCCAGCCAUCACCACGAGCACAGUAUGAUAGAUGAUCAUUCUCUUAUAGGGAUAACACUGGUGUCCGGCUUUAUAUUUAUGUUGUUGAUUGAUCAGAUUGGAGGCGGGGGACAUAUUCAUGCACCAGCAGACACAGAUUUGCCGACAACAAAUUCAUCACAAAACAGACAUAAAAUUACAGCCACUUUAGGUUUAGUUGUGCACGCAGCAGCUGAUGGUAUUGCUAUGGGGGCUGCUGUCUCAAUGUCCACAGCUCAUCUAACACUUAUAGUGUUUGUAGCUAUAAUGUUACAUAAGGCUCCGGCAGCAUUUGGUUUGGUCUCAUUUUUACUUCAUGAAGGUUUUGAUAGAACAAGAAUACGAAAACAUUUAUUUAUUUUUGCUGCAGCAGCACCCAUAGGGGCUAUAUUAACCUAUAUGUGCUUAAAUCAGAUUUCACUUAUUCUGUACUUUUUUGGUCAAACGAAAAGUAUGGAGACUUUAAACGAUACUCAUACAACUGGCAUAGCAAUGUUGUUUAGUGCGGGGACAUUUUUAUACGUGGCCACGGUGCACGUGCUACCGGAGAUUGCGAGCCGGCAAACACGACAGACUUUACAAGACGGGACCGUGGUUAUACACGAACAUAAAGGAUUUGCUAAGCUGGACUUAGUGGCGCUGGUUAUCGGCGCAGUGGUUCCAGUUAUAUUAAGCAUAGGGCAUAAACAUUAGUCUAGUUCUAUUUUUAGAUUGAGAUUUAUAGAAUUGAAAAUCUUGCGUAACAAUAUUUUGGCUUGUUUGAUUUGUAUAUUUUUUUAAUGAGAAUAAAAAAUCAUGUACAAUGUUGAGGGACAUUUUCAUUUUUGAUGAAUUUUUUUUUUAUUUAUUUAUUUUCCAGAUUUUAGAAAAUCUAUGGAAAAAAUUCCAAGAUUUUAGAAAAAUUCAUUACUUUUUGUGACUUCAGAGUUUAUUUAAAGAAAAAACUUGAAAGUUUGUAAAAGAAAUUUGCAUUGUCUAUAUAUAUAUAUACAUGUAUAUAUGUAUAUUUUGGACUGGAAAUUAUGUUAGUUGUCAAAAGUCCAAGCUUUUUUAUCAAACCAAAUAUAAAUCAACUUCUAGAUUCGCUGUUGAACAGCCUUUUAAGUGUUUACAGUAGAUAACAAACAGGAAUUGGUUUAUUUUAAUCUAGGCAAGCUUACUUUAGAAGAACAGUUAAUUUGGUGUCAUGGCUUAAAAUCAGUUUUUGUUAAAAGUUCAAACAGACAUUGUUAAUAAAGUGGUUUUUCUAUCAUUCAAAUCAAUGAUUGUUUAAAAAAACAGACAAAAAAGUAAAUUUUCUGUCAUGGCUAAAAUAGUGUUUUUGGCAGAUGAAAAAGAAAAUUUUCUGCCAUGGCUAAAUUAGCAUUUUUGGCAGA
Molecule: messenger RNA, 1690 nt
Organism: Ruditapes philippinarum (Manila clam)
Lineage: Eukaryota; Metazoa; Mollusca; Bivalvia; Venerida; Veneridae
Product: zinc transporter ZIP9-B-like
Biological process (GO): transmembrane transport; zinc ion transport
Cellular component (GO): membrane
Molecular function (GO): metal ion transmembrane transporter activity
Source: RefSeq, a predicted model, not a curated record